Messenger RNA from Athalia rosae (coleseed sawfly), 3552 nucleotides. RefSeq lists its product as uncharacterized. The transcript is spliced from 3 exons. Lineage: Eukaryota; Metazoa; Arthropoda; Insecta; Hymenoptera; Athaliidae. The coding region runs from base 1 to 474 and encodes 157 amino acids. The record is from RefSeq and is a predicted model, not a curated record.
AUGCAAAGUUCCAUAGUUGAACCUGAUGGUGGUCAGAUCGCAUUAAUAAAUCCAAAAACUCCUUGGGCUUAUGUUCCUUGUCACUGUAACGUUCAAAAAGAAAAGAGUGAAUCUUGGUCUCUAUGUUCUGCCUUUUGUCGAUGUUUUAGUCACGGCGAUGAUCGUGAUACUCAGACUGACUUAUAUGCACAUUUUACGAAUGGAGAAACGGCUGUUGCAUUGUCACAGGCACUUUUGUGCAUCGAUAAUCCUCAGAUACCAAGGGGACAAGUGAGUUAUCCGAUUUCUGAAGAAUUUAUUCUUGCGAACUGUCGUUGUCAGAAUGUCUUGGACCAACCACACGUUAUCAAGAGCACUCAAAUGUUGUUCCUGGGUUAUGACCUAUCAGCUUUACAAGCUAUUGAUAAUCAUAAAAAUUUAUCUUUGAAUCCAACACAGAACAGGAGUGGAGAGGACUCUGAGGACCAAAAAUGAAAUGUGUCAAGUUAUUUGGUACAACGAGACUGGAAAUUUGAGUGGAUCUGCAUUAUCAGGUAUUAGAAUCUCUGAUUAUAAUCUGCAUACCUGCAGUGAGAGUCAAACUGUAUAUCUGGCUAACCGGAAUUAUAAGUAGCUGUGAAGAUUAGGCGACACAACUAGCAACAAUUGAUACGGUGAGUCGUUGUGUACUCAGUAGGGUGAUUUUAUUUUUCGACUAUUUUUUGAAGCCCCCACCUAAAAUUUUGUUCAAUACAUCGCAAAAGAAAUUCUCGCAAAAUUUCAGCCCCUAAAAUAUUAAGGUCUGAAAAGUUAGGGAUACAAAUCAAUAAAUUUUGAGUACUUUUCCCGAGGGUGCAAAGAUUUUCUAUUGAAAAUACACGUAAAUUAGAAUUUUUUUUUUUCAAAAUUCUAUAAUUCUGCUGCAUUUUAUGAUAUCAUAUUAGUUUUGGUCGAAAUUUAUGCAGAAUUGAACGAUACCUCCCCAAACAACACCCUAGUACCAAUAUAUCUAGGCUGGUACUCAGACUAAACAAAAUUCCAAAUUUUGUACCUAAAACUAUUGAUUUUUUUGUUUCAAUAGUAUAUCAAAAAGUUCGCGAAUAAUUUAGGAACAGAUUAUGUACCCGGAAAUAUGCGAGCCUGAUAAUAUGCCACUUGUUAGAAGAAGUAGGCAAAAAAAUUCAUAAAAAGACUCUUCGAAAAAAAAUUCAUAAAAAAGGUAUAAAAAAUCGAUUCAGGAUUUCUCCCAUUCGAUGAUGAAUUCUAACGGAUACACGAAUAAUCCAUCGAUCCUUUAUCCACUGUGAAGUUUUAAGUUUCUGUGACUUGUGUGUGAAGCUGCUUCUCGGUAUUCGCAUUAUAAUUUCGCAUAAGUUGCUGGGGAUGCAUUUUUAUACACUCUACUCACGGGUGUAAAUUUUUCUGAUCAUUUUGAUAACUUGAAUAAGCUUUACCUUAUUUUACACAGCAAAUCCGAAAUAAAAUCGUUUUGAAUGAUCAAAUUUAUCAUCAGAUUUUCACGGUCGUGUACGGAUGUAUGUCAAAUUUUUAUAUUCGUAUCUUGUAAUGAUAUCUAACUGGCCAAGUCGACAUGCAAUUAUAAAAAUAAUGAGAUUUACGCUGGACAUUGUUCGAGUUGGCAAAGAUCUUUGGCAUUCAACAAUGAAAUCAAGGGCGUGCUAAAUCGUGCCUGACCAUACUCAUCUAUUGUAAUAUACCUUGAAAAAACGCUCGUGUACUUAUGACACCGCAUAUAAAUGAUGUGCUGCAACCGCGUAUACGAGUAAUGCAGCAAUGCUAUGAGUUUACAAUAUCGGUUUGCCCUCCUAAAUUCGAAUCCAUCCACUGAUCAUCGCCGUUGGCGAUUAAUAAUGAUGAUUACAUCCAUUAUUAUUACCAGUAUUAUUCAAAUUGGAUUAUCGAUCCUAAUUGAGUUUCAUAUUGUAUUGAAGCCGAAAAGCCUAUAGUUCUAAUUCCUAUACCUAAUGAAGAUCUUUACCUUGGAGACGAUAGGGCUUGCACCUAUGCUUGUACCUUGACAGAAACGAGAAAAGAAGCAAGUGCGUUUUGUAUAACGCUAUUUUGCAAAUAAGUCCAAGUGGCAGGAAAUUGCCGAAUUUCGAUCAUUCAAUGCUCAAAUAUUGCAUGAUACUUGUAUACGGAAUUAAUGAUUCUGAUCUAUAUUAGGAAUCAUACGUAUAAUUACUUCCUGAUUGGUAAUUAGAUGUAUGUACGCUAGUUUUUUGCAUCAAAUUUGCAGAAGGUGACCAAGGAACUGAUGAUAUCUGAGAAUACGAUCGAUCAAGCGUUAAUUAAGCGUUAAACGCUCAUGGAAUUAAAACAAUAAUUUUUACGUAGCCUAGAGCGGAUUAUGUCGGACAGGUACAGCCUUGACGGUAUGUGCAGAUCGUGCGUAAAUGAAUAACUGCCUAUAGCAUCUGUAAAUCCUGUACAUUGCCUCCUUAGUUUAAUAAACACGUUUCUGGAAGUCACAGAUAAGCUGUUAAAAUCAAAGAUUCGUACGCGAUAAAAGAUUGAAGUUGACUUUAAUUGCUAAAAGUUAUUAGCUAGUAAUUGAUUAUAUGUUUUGCACACGUCAUACGUGCAAAAAAUAUCAAGGUUCCAUUACACCAUAUCAUUACACGCACCGGAUAAUUAUAUAAUUUUGCAAUUAGACGGUUGAAAGUGUGAAUUUGUAAAGAUUGAGUUGUAAUCAUCAAUCAGGCGAAUACUUAAAAAAUAUCGUACCUAUACUCGUUCGAAACACGAACAAAAUUACUUUCCGUUUAAUUCUCCGUCAGAGUCUAAUUACUAGGCUUAUAUCUAUACCUAUUUCAAUUAUAUAGGAACCUUGACCAUCGUCCGCGUAAAAUAUUCGCACGCCAAUCGAUUAUAUUUGCAUUUGAUUAAUUCCGGCACUAUCUGUACGUGACUGAAAGGUCAGCGACUGAUAAUCAUUAUAAUAAAAUGAAACUGUUUGAGCGAGGAAUAAUCCAAUAACGGUCAACAAAUUUUCAAUUAUAAAUUAUCGGCCCAUGUCAAUACUUGACAAAGCUGUUAAGAAGUUGAAAGUAUACCUACGUUGCAAAUGAUUGAAAAAGAAUUGAAUAAUUUCAUACAUUAGACAUUGGUUUGAAACUUGUUUUUGAAAUUCUUGGCAUCCAAAUAAAUUUGAUACUUCUGUCUAUUAUAGUCACACCUCAUUGUCACUUCAUUCUGGUAAACAUCUGUGGAAUAAACGCGUAAUAUGUAUGAGGUAUGAGAUUGAUUCGAGUCUUGGAUGUUUGACAAGCAACUUGACCGAUUUACCUGAAAUAUGUUCGAUUAAAAAAUCAUUUAUUCACUAAAAAUAUAUCAUCAGACUUUUGAAAUUAACAGAAUAUAUUCUGCUUAUAUGUAUACGCAUCUAUGUAUAGCUAGAUCGUGAUCCCACGUUUAACACAGGGUUUUUUUGAUUGAUUCUUCUUUAACUUCCGUGGAAAUAAUACUUGUUUAAUCACAUUCAGUUGAUAUCGUUUAAUAGAAUGGAAAAAAAAGAAUUGUUAUAGUUUUUACUGAAUAAAUUAGGGACUA